AUGUCGCAGAAGCGGAGGCACCACGAAGCGGCCAGCGGAGACAGCGUCGCAGAAAAUCCCAAGAAGCAGCGGCCAAACUUCGAACCUCGCCGAAAACAGCUCAACUCGCGCGGACAAAAGCGUGGUUACAAUCAAUCGAAUGCUUCGCACGACGAACCCAAGGCUGACUCAACGAGCGCCCUCAAAAGCCGUAUUCGCGACCUCAGACGCUUGCUAGACCAUGUCGACAAGGACCUGAAGCACAAAAUGCCCGCCGGUGUGCGCAUCGAGCGCGAACGGGAGCUUGCAACCUGUGAGCAUGAGCUCGCGGAGAAGCAGGCUGCCGAGCGAGAAGCGGAGUUCAGGAACAAGAUAAUCGGCAAAUACCACCAUAUACGGUUCUUCGAAAGGCAGAAAGCGUCGAGAGUCGUGAAGCGCCUCAACAAACAGCUUUCCUCAGUGGAAGACUCGCCUGAGCGCGAGGACUUACUCCGCAAGAUUCACAAUGCAGAGGUAGACGUCAGCUACACCUUGUACUAUCCUCUCCUGAAACCGUACGUCUCGUUGUAUCCGAGGCAGAAGACAGAGCAGAGUACAUCUACAGAUCCACCGGCGAACGGGAAGACGAAUCAGCAAAGUGCCGAACCAAUUGACGGGCCCAAGGGCAAUAUAGAGAUAUGGAGGGCGGUGGAACAAGCAAUGGAAGACGGGACACUGGAGACGCUCCGAGAGAGUAAGGAGGGAGUCACAAUCCCGGGACCGAAGGACGAGAUAUGGAAGGGCAGGAUCACGAAAAAGGAUCACAAGAAGCUGCAGAUCAAAGACACUAAAGCUGCAGCGCCCAAGGAGGAGGUUGAAGAGAGCGAUGGCGGUUUCUUCGAGUGAGACCACAGCAGCAAACCUACCGGUCCCGGCCGACCCCGGGAAACCGAACCCCCGCUACGAAACACUUGCGUGAAACUCAGGGGCUAGGGAGGCUCCGUUCUGCUGGGCUCUCGACCAGGCGCCCGCCCAAGGCAAACCUAGAUAGAGGGAUCAGAAUGACAGUGGCACUGAGCCGGGCUCGUGGUCCUCCUGUCGGGGAUGACCGCUACCGCGGAAGAGGGCAAUGAACUGGGAGCUAGAUCGUCGCCGAUCCUCCCAAGGAAAUAGACUACAUGGACAGUGCUGUCCUAGGGUAGACCUUCAGGGCCGCAUGCUAAGGGCCUUCACAGAGCUCAUUUAAAACACGCGGGUUCUGGAAGGAAUGCACACAUACUUGGUCUGAAC
Trematosphaeria pertusa is the source of this 1248-nucleotide messenger RNA. RefSeq lists its product as uncharacterized. Gene Ontology annotation, cellular component: preribosome, small subunit precursor; nucleolus. The coding region runs from base 1 to 864 and encodes 287 amino acids. The record is from RefSeq and is a predicted model, not a curated record. The transcript has 2 exons. Gene Ontology annotation, biological process: maturation of SSU-rRNA from tricistronic rRNA transcript (SSU-rRNA, 5.8S rRNA, LSU-rRNA). NCBI's taxonomy places the organism in Eukaryota, Fungi, Ascomycota, Dothideomycetes, Pleosporales, Trematosphaeriaceae.